Messenger RNA from Aethalodelphis obliquidens (Pacific white-sided dolphin), 3933 nucleotides. It is a transcript of the gene TTC8, whose product is annotated as tetratricopeptide repeat domain 8. The record is from RefSeq and is a predicted model, not a curated record. Lineage: Eukaryota; Metazoa; Chordata; Mammalia; Artiodactyla; Delphinidae. Gene Ontology annotation, molecular function: protein binding. The coding region runs from base 1 to 1674 and encodes 557 amino acids. The transcript has 15 exons. Gene Ontology annotation, cellular component: BBSome; ciliary basal body; non-motile cilium. Gene Ontology annotation, biological process: non-motile cilium assembly.
AUGACAACGACCGGCCGUACGGUCAACUCUCGGGAUUUUUCUGGGACUGGCAGAGCGCGACGCGGGGCGCCUCUCUGGCAAGGCCCCUGCCCCCGCGCGUUGCCGGGCAGGGCUGGACGCCGCCUGCUCCGGGCCCUGGUCUUUCUCGGAGCCGCCGUGGGCUCGGAGAUGGAUCCGCUCCUCCUGGCCUGGAGCUAUUUUAGGCGCAGGAAGUUCCAGCUCUGCGCCGAUCUGUGCACGCAGAUGCUGGAGAAGUCCCCUUAUGACCAGGCAGCCUGGAUUUUAAAAGCACGAGCACUAACUGAAAUGGUGUACAUAGAUGAAAUUGAUGUAGAUCAGGAAGGAAUUGCAGAAAUGAUACUGGAUGAAAAUGCUAUUGCUCAGGUUCCACGUCCUGGAACAUCUCUGAAACUCCCUGGAACUAAUCAGACAGGAGGGCCUAGUCCAGCUGUCAGGCCGAUCACUCAAGCUGGAAGACCCAUUACAGGUUUCCUUAGACCCAGCACACAAAGUGGAAGGCCAGGCACUAUGGAACAGGCCAUCAGAACACCCAGAACUGCCUACACAGCUCGCCCUAUUACCAGCUCAUCUGGAAGAUUUGUCAGGCUGGGAACGGCUUCCAUGCUUACAAGUCCUGAUGGACCUUUUAUAAAUUUAUCUAGACUGAAUUUAACAAAAUAUGCCCAGAAACCUAAAUUGGCAAAGGCUUUGUUCGAGUAUAUCUUUCAUCAUGAAAAUGAUGUUAAGACUGCUUUGGAUUUGGCUGCCCUCUCCACAGAGCAUUCUCAGUACAAGGACUGGUGGUGGAAAGUGCAGAUUGGAAAAUGUUACUACAGGUUAGGAAUGUAUCGUGAAGCAGAAAAACAAUUUAAAUCAACCCUGAAGCAGCAGGAAAUGGUAGAUACAUUUCUCUACUUGGCAAAAGUUUACAUCUCAUUGGAUCAACCUGUGACUGCUUUAAAUCUUUUCAAACAAGGCUUAGAUAAGUUUCCAGGAGAAGUAGCCCUACUUUGUGGAAUUGCCAGGAUCUAUGAGGAAAUGAACAAUAUUUCAUCAGCCACUGAAUACUACAAAGAGGUUUUGAAACAGGACAAUACUCAUGUGGAAGCCAUUGCAUGCAUUGGAAGCAACCAUUUUUACUCUGAUCAACCAGAAGUAGCCCUCCGGUUUUACAGGCGACUCCUGCAGAUGGGUGUCUAUAACUGCCAGCUUUUUAACAACUUGGGGCUCUGUUGCUUCUAUGCCCAGCAGUAUGAUAUGACUCUGACCUCAUUUGAACGUGCCCUUUCUCUGGCUGAAAAUGAAGAAGAGAUAGCUGAUGUCUGGUACAACUUGGGACAUGUAGCUGUGGGAAUAGGAGAUACAAAUCUGGCCCAUCAGUGCUUCAGGCUGGCUCUGGUCAACAACAAUAACCACGCAGAGGCCUACAACAACCUGGCCGUGCUGGAGAUGCGGAAGGGCCAUGUCGAACAGGCAAGAGCACUGUUACAAACUGCUUCAUCUUUAGCACCCCACAUGUAUGAGCCGCAUUUUAAUUUUGCAACAGUUUCUGAUAAGAUGGGAGAUCUACAGAGGAGCUACAUUGCUGCUCAAAAGUCUGAAGCAGCAUUUCCGGAUCACGUGGACACUCAACAUUUAAUUAAGCAGUUAAAGCAGCAUUUUGCUAUGCUCUGAGUUUUCCUCAGACUAAAGAUAUUCUUAGGGAGGAACAUUAUGCAAGGGAAAAAGUAAUGUAUAUAUAUGUGUAGUACAGACCUGUGCUUGGUAUUAGUGAAGGUGACAUAAGGAAAUCUAAACCAGAAUGUUUAAAACUUUAUAAUAAUAACUUUAUAAGAUAAUGUUAUAAAAGACAGGAUUUAAGCAUUUGUAAGCAGAUUAUGAAACCUCCCACAUUAUAUGGUAGAUGUUUGUUUAUAAUGUUUACAAAACGUUUUCAUGAAUUUCCUCAAAUUUUUAUAAAUGCACAUUUUUAAUGUCCUGGCCAUUAGCUAUCAUGUAGCUUAAGAAGUCUGAAAUCUGCCUUUAAAAUUGCACUUUUAUGACUAAAAGUGUAUAUACCUAUCCUUGGUAGAGACUUUAGAGAUUAAAAUUUGUACUUAAAGCUAUUUUUUAUCAAAUGCUUUGUGAGCCACUCUACUUUUUCUUAUAUAUUAUGCUUUAAAAUAAAUGUGUAUAAAACACCAUCAUUCCGUUAUUUUUCAGGAGUUUUUAUUUCAGUCAUCUCAGUUAAAAAAAGUUUUCCAGAAGUCCAGGAGUCUUAGAAAUCAAGUCUUUAUCCUAAUUUUAUUUGAAAUGAUGUGCGAUCAAUUUUGCUUUUUCCUGAGAAGCUAUUUAUGGGCUAUCAUGUUGUCAAUAUAAGAAUAUCAGGAUUAGAAAUGGAGUCAUAGGCCAGAAGUCCCCUGUGGUCAGCCCUGAGAAGGCUAGGCUGGACCCAACACUGUGCGUUGUAAAAUCCUAGACAGGCUCUCCUCUCCAGUCUUUAGUGGAAUUCUCAUUGAGGUGUUCAUACAACAAAAUGCGUUAAAGGGCCAAGGCCACUCACAUUCAUAUUUUGGGCUUUGGGCUCUAUCUAUGUUACUUUACCUUUUUUUAACUUUAUGAAAACUAUUUUGCAGGUAUUUAUUUGUUUCUGUUCAGAUUAUACAAAUAGUACUACUUAGCUGACCGAACACAAAAAAUGUGAAUUCAAGGAAUAGACUGUUUGAGGCUGGAAGUAAUUUCAGAGACUAUGUAGAUGAAUCUCUCCAUGGGACAGGAGGAGGCCAUGCCCAGAGUCACACUGCUGGUUGGUAAGGCUGGAAACAAGACCUGCUCCUGCACUUCAGACUUGAACCUCCCCUGGUUCUCCAUGAUACGCCAGUGCUCGUUCAGCUUGCGAGAGUUUCCUCAAGCACUAUCGGAUUUCCUAACACUGUAUGCAAUAUUUAGGUUCAAAUUUUAUAUUGUGAAUUAUUUUCUUAGUUAAUUUAAAAUAAGAACUAAUAACAGUGGCUAGCGUUUACUGAGGAUGUUGUAUGUACCCAGCACUGUUCUGGAGCACUUGAUAUGGAGUAAUUCAUUUAAUUCCCAUUGCAGGCCUAUGAAAUGCUGUUACUCCCAUUUUACUCAUGAAAAAAAUGAGGCACAGAGCAGUCAAAUUACGUGCCCAAAUUCUAAAGCUAUUAAAUGGCGGAGCUGGGAUUCAAAUGCACAUUUAAUACAGUGGGUAAGAGCACAUACUCGGGAGCCAAAUGCACAUUAUAAAGGAAUGGGUAUGAGGGUAACAGCAGAUUUCUGUGUGGCCCUGGGGUAUGUGUUCUUAACUACUAUGUCAAAUCUCCUCUUAGUGUUUCUCCUGUAAAUAAAGCUACUAUUGUUUAAAAUGAAUGUUACAUGCAUUAGUAAAGUUGAAUUAUAAGGGACUAUUAACACAGCAAAAAAAUUAAUGAGCCAGCAUUCCUAAGGUGAUAUGGAGAGAUUUUUGUCUUGAAUUUAUAUUAAUUCAAUGUGAACACCAAUGCAAAGAAUGAGUCAGGAUGGCUAAGGGCAGAAUGAUGACAUAACACUGCAUCAGAAGCUACAUAUAUUUUGUAGCAAAAUUAUUUCUGGACCAUAUAACUUCUGGCUUCUGUGCCAACGUUUCUAUAUCAGGAAGGUUAACAAUUGUCUUCUACCAUGAUUAAAAAAGUGUUCUAUCCAUAUAUAAAUUGUUCAGCUGAAACUAACAUUAUUGAGCUUCCAGCUGAUGAAAACGAGAUAUGGCAAGAAGGCUGCCUACAAUGAAUAAUUGCCGAGGUUAGACGUUCUUCCUUUUCAAAAGGGUCAUAUCUGAACCAGUUCCCUAUGGUACUACUGUUCUGUUACAUUUCUGAAUGGUAUUUCCCUGCAUCAGAGCACCCAUCAGGAUAUAAUUUACGGCCUAGAAAUAGGAAAAUUAAUAAAGAUAACACAUUA